AUGAACAACCCAUACUACGCGGACGACAGCCACAAGGCCAUCAUCGGCCUUCGUAUUCUGAGCAUUAUCACCACUCUCCCCGUAUUCCCUGCGGUGGCAUGGACUAUCCCCGCUCACGCCAAGGUCGUCAACGACGGUGUCGACUGGGGCAUCAACCCCGGCGUUCUCGCAGCGAGCGCCUUUACAUUCCUCUGGACUACGACUGUCCUUGUCCUCCGCCUCGCCUUGAAGAAACCCAUCCACCCAGGCGUCUACGUCAGCUUUGAUCUCCUCUGCUUCCUCUCCCUAGCCGCCGUGUCGAUUGCAACGGCCGUCCUGAUCGAACCUUUCUUUGGUACGGAUUAUACGUGUCUUCGAGGUAGUGAGUGUGGUGGGUUUGUCCUGGCCGGCGUGGAGUGGUAUGCGGUCAUUAUGUCGUUGAUUUGCUGUGUGACAGAGUUUAUCUUGCUCGUCUGGGCCUGCCGGGCGACGGACAAAUACCGCAAAAGCAGGAAGCACGCCGCGCGCAAGGAAAACGCGGUCGCUGCGUAAAUGAUUUAUGAUGUGUCGACGACUUAGAGACUUAUAUGUUUCAUGUGAGCACGGGACUGAUGAUUAUAAUAAUGGGACAGACUCGGAGGAGAAUACCUCGGUAUACCGUGAUAUGGUCCGGACAUGGCUAUGGACAUGGCUAUGGACACGGACACGGAUACGGACACGGGGUGGAACGGACUUGGAGGAAUAUAUUCCUCGGUUGAUAAUACCUAAUGUUUAAUAUUU
Molecule: messenger RNA, 759 nt
Organism: Aspergillus versicolor CBS 583.65
Lineage: Eukaryota; Fungi; Ascomycota; Eurotiomycetes; Eurotiales; Aspergillaceae
Exons: 3
Coding region: 1-531 (176 amino acids)
Source: RefSeq, a predicted model, not a curated record